CCUAACCCUACCCUGGUGGACACCAUAACCCUAACAUAGGGCUAAAGUUCCAUUGAAAAGAGGACGAUUUUAAAAAAGCCUUCCUUGAGUAGCUGUUUCUGCACAGCUCAUCAUUUCUACAUAUUGUGAAAUGCACCACUGACUCUUAAGACCUUGCAAAGAUGACAGAACUUGGUAUAGCUCACAAGUUACUUCUCAAAAAGAAUUCCUGUCUUGAAAAUCCCCUUUGACACUUUUAUGUAUUGUGGUUCUUCAGAUCUUUGGAGAACACAUCAAAAGGUUGCAGUUAUUUUUUCUGCUCGAAGAAUAAUCUGAUGUCACAGUGCAUUCUCCUCAACUCCAGACAGAGUGACUUGGUGGGCAGGCAGCAUUCGUGCUAUUUUUACCUUCCGAUGAUUGUCUGGAUACAUUAUGCAUCUCACCAUGUUUGCACAAUUGUCCUUAUUUUAGGUACCCUGGAAUUGAACUAAUGUCUGUGAAGGAAGAGCAGGUUUUUUCUAAAAUACUUGCUCCCCAAACAUUACAAGCAUUCCUCAAUGAUUCUGGUUUCAUUUUGCUCUGAAUUGCUCUUUAAAUGGUCAUGGUUAGGGAUGUCUUUGCACAUCACGGGCCGGCUUGUCCUGCCUUUCAGAGCUGUGCAGGCAGUGGUGUAGAGUUGCAGGAGUUUGUGUAUUUGAUACUCUGUAUGGGUGCUGCAUGAGAGCAUCUCCACAGAGUGCUUUCUGCCCUCUGAGUAACGGAAUCGGCCAUAGGACAUGCAAAACGCUGCAUGUGGCAAGCCAGCUGAAUUCUGUAGCCUCUGAUAGUGCCGAAAAAGUGUGGAACAUCUUUCAAUGACCUCAGUUACCUCUUGGUAAGCACAAACUUUUCAGGGAGAGAACAUGCAUUAAAGUGGCUAAAUUAGUUUCCCUUUGGAGGGAGGCUGCUCUUGAAUACCGAAUGGUUUUGGCUAUGGAGGUCCAGGUUGCCGCUGGCUGAUUGGCUAGAAAGGACAUGCCCUCUGCAUGUGCUUAGGGGCAUUUUUACCAAUUUUACCCAUUUUCCCAUUAGUCCUGCUGGCUAAUGGGAAUCUUUUUUGGCUUCUAAGACUGGACAUCGUUCGUGGACCACUGUGGUGAAAUAAUACCUUCUCUCACACCAGUUCCUUGUACAAAUAUUAAAAGAGUGUUUUUUUAUGCAGCUAGCUAUAUUCUUGCUUGGGAGCCUUGUUUUCUUGGAAGUCUACUAAGCUGAUUUUUAAAUUUUAUUUAUGAGAACACUGUUACAGCACCUUUUGGCCCUAAAAGAGUGCUCGGGGUGGCAGGGAAAAAACUAUACCCAGAACCAUUAAGACUAAAAGUCAGAAUGAAAAUAGCAAGGUUAAAAUAUGCUAAAGGUCUCCUGGAAUAAAAAUGUCUUAACUUCCCAUCUAAAAGAGUGGGGAGGUCAACUUUCAUUCUUCUCUAAUAUUUCUGAAAUUCUUUUCUAAUUAAGCACAGGGCAGCAAAAAGGCGUAGCCGGCCAAGGUUCAGCCAUACCGCAUGUUCCCCCUACUUCCUCCAAAAUGUCACCAUCUGUAGCUUAAAACAUGAUCAAAUCUUAGAAGAAGCAGACUGUUCAUUUCCCGAAAGAAAUGGGCAGUGCAAAGCUUAACGUAGUGUCACUGCUGGGAAAUUUCAGAUCUUUCUGACAAUUCUGAAUCAUCUUCUAGAAUUGCAAUAAGCCUAAAAAUGUUUUUCUUGUAUGAGUAAGUGUGUCCUUUUGCCAUAUAACUUCUCUGCUCCAUACACACACUUGCAACACAACCUUGGACAACUUCAUUUGGUGAGUGGCUGCUGCUCCUCUGGAUAUGCGUAAUUUGACUUUGUCUGUAUUGCUUCAGUAUUGCUUUAAUUCUUCUGAACUUGCUCUAUAAUUUUUAACAGCUACUAUUUAACAGGAGCAUAACUAUUUCUUUAACCAAAACAAAAUGAAAAAUUUAAUUGCAUAGUGAUUUUUAGUGGUGGUGGCUGUUUCUUCUCAAAAAAACAAAAUAAACUUGUACAGCUUUGAACAAAGCACUUUGUAUCUAUACCAUGUGCGUAUUAAAACCUGGUGGGCCCUUAUUAAUGAUUUCUAUCUCAUUAAAAUCAAGUGAAUAACAAGUAUCUCUGUAUGAAUAUUGUGAUUUUCAUACUAUUUCUUACUGUAUAUGGUUAUCUUUAAAAAAGAAGAACAAUUUUGGAAAGCAUAACCUUGACCUUUGACUAUUUCAUACGGGCUAUUUUAAAAAUGAUACUGCAAAAUAAAGGCUUUCUUAUUGUCCUAGUGCCCAUUACCUAUUUUAGAUUUUAUCACAAAAAAGUGGCUAUUAGAAAAGAGUAGCAAUGCACAUCAAAUUCUCAUUUCUCAAUUCUGUACCAAAGCAUCAAAGGCUCAUUGUGUAGAAAGGAAAAAUGCUUUUAACAGAAAUCUCUUAAUUAGAACAAAGAAACUAAUUGAGUUCUACAGUCACAUUAUACAUAAGUGUUUGAAAGCAGAAAUAUUACUGUUGGUGUCUGGAGCAGUUGAAUGAACCUUCUGGUCUAGACAGUUGGAAUUCUGAUGAGUAAGUUCCUAAGUCGUUAAAAAAUGAGCUGACUCAGAUCAGGAUAUUUCAGCAGGGACAAGGAAAUGAAAUUGCCAUGCAACAAACACAGUGAUGGCUAUUAAGUUAUUUUCAGGUGGAGGUCUGUGUGCAUUUUUGUGUGAUACUGGCUCUGUGUCCAUUCCCCUCUUCAUACUCUCACUUUCCUCCUGUUCAUUCUCUCUCUGUCCUUCCUGAACACAUGCACACAUUCAUAACGCAUGAGGAGAGUUUGUUACUCAUACGCACUGUGCACACCCUACUCAUGCCAUGCGACUUUCCACAUUUUUGCUGCAUAGUGUCUUUGCUACACAUCUUUGCUACACAUCUUCUCCCCAGUCAAACAUCUGCUCAUUUAUCCUGACAGUUUGUAUGCCAUCACUUUGAUUUCCUUUUGAGGUUUUUGAGCAGCUAGAGUAUUUCCAAUAUUGUGCAAGACUGAUGCCACUCUUCCGAGGGUGGAGUCUCAGUUCCAGUCUUGGAAGGCAUUUCCAUGGUCAGAGCUGGGACAUCCUUAAACUGCCAACAUACCAGAUGGCAACUUUCAGAUUAAGCAAAUUUUGCAGGCUCAGUGCUUAGAGUAGAUCUGGUGCUCCUGUUGAGCAAUGCACUCUUCCUGUACGUUCUGAGUUCUUCUUUGAGGCCUCUUACAAUAUUUAUUGUGUCAAAUGGGAUGGAAUUCUAUUGAUACGCAAAACUUGAUGAAGAAACGUUGCUACUCAACAUUAAAAGUUACUUAAUUUUGCUUAAAAUCUCUUUAAAUCUAGAGUCAUCUUGCUGUCCAUUGAAUUUACUUCUGAAGUCCACAUUUCUUUUGGAAAUAACGUAAGUACUUGUGUUUAACCUACUGACACACAUUGUGAAUUGUCCUCUUUCAAGAUUUGUUUGCUUAAAGCUCCUCCAUCUAAAAUAUGCAACAUUCUGUAUAGCCUGUUAUGAAAGCAGCUUUGCAGAAGUUAACUCCUGCUUAGAAAAGUACCCUAAAAUGCAGCCUCUGUCUUUCCAGUGUGACAACUGUAGUGUAAAUAUGGGUGUGGCGUAUUCAUCCCCUUUGUGUCAUUGUGCACCACAGUAGCUCAGCUUUUGUUUCUUCACGGCGUGUGCCACACACAAGUUGCAGCCCUUUGUAUGAUCGGUCCCUGAUCAAGUCGAUCAGAGGUUGUUGUGUGAUGUUCAAACGCAGGCGCACGACCUGCAUUUAAACGACCGAGAACCAAUUGCAUGUGAGCAGGGCCUUCCCCUUUCAUGGAUCCCAUGACCAGCCCCUUUGUUGUUGAGUGUGGCCUCUUAACCUGGACUGAUGGGUUGUUUAGUCCCUAAUCAAUUGUUCUAACAAACCUUUGCGAACUCCAGGCAGAUCUGCCUAUGUCAGAAACAGAAAAUAAGGAAAACUGUUCAGUGAUAUCACGCGGGACCACCCAACCCCCUUUCCCAGUCCAGCUCUCCUCUAUCCAGGGCUGCUUCUCCCAAGGGGGCAGCUUUGUAUUCACACUGCUGUGCGAUGCAUAGCCGGUUCUGGGUCUCUGUGUUACUGCAUGCUCUUGCCUUUCGGUCUGACUUCAGGCACUACCUUUUUCAGCUCUGUUUUAUGUCACGCGGUAUUGCAACAGUAUAACUCGCUAGAGCUUAAACUGUGGUAUAAACAUUUCUGUCUGUGUGUGUUUAUGUGCAAGUUACUUUUGCUAGACUAUUGGAAUAACUACAGAAAAAUCAUCAGUGACAUUUAGGGAAAAGACUAAGACAAAACAAUGUCAUUUACUCGUAAGGGCCGGGACGUAGGUUUCAAGCCUCAUUAUUUGCCAUUUGCUUCUUCAACUUGUUAUUAAUUAUUGCUUCUCCUGUACUGAACAGUUUUAAAACUGCUAUCCACCUUGCAUGUUUGUAUGAAAAGGGUGAGAUAGACAUUUUAAAGCAAUUAUGCUAGACAAAGGUGACCAACACAGAAGAAGACGGGACCCUCACUUGUUUUGAUAACUGUGUAGAACACAGAAUGGCCUGGUUUGCAAGCAACAAUUCUAAGUGCGGGUUGUUGUUGAACUGUGGGUUGUGUUAAGACCUGCAUUCUGGUUGUGGAUGGCUAGCCAUAAACAACCCAGAGUUCACAAUCCAGCAAUAAGCCAUGGAUUCUCUUCCUGGGUCGUAUCUUUGCCUUUGGUCCUGCCCAAUAGUGGAUUGCAAAGCCCAAGGGCUUCUCCAAUUUGGAGAGUUUGGAUUUUGAGCCGAAAGAGGCAUGACGGUCCUUCGCAAAGGUAAAUGGCUUGUUUUCAUUGACUUGGCCGCUGGACCAAGAUGACGUUACAAGAGAGGCCAGGGAAGGAUGUUGCAGCAGUUGCUGUGAUAGCGCAGUACUUUGUCCUGCCAAGGAAUCCGAAGUUAGUAUCCAGUAAACACUGAACUGAUGUAGCUUUUGAAAGUCAUAAACAACCCUGCUAAGUCUCUCUUAGCUCUGACACAAAUAUUUAAAGAAAAAGCUAUGAUACUUUGGCUGCAUGAUGUAAUGCUUAUAUUGCUCAACUAGAUUAAAAGUAUAAUAUUUAAAGAAGAGAGAACUUCUCGAAAUCUUUAAAAUAUUUGAAUUGAGCUAAGAGACUUGGAACAAAUAUUUAUUUCCUUGUUAGUCUCUUAAAAACAGUUGUAGUGUAGGUUGCGUUCCUUCAGCCUUAACUGUCUGGCCACAUUUUAGGAUGAAACCAAGAAAGGAAGCUAACAAUCUGUUACUAAUUUUUUCCCUGCUCUCUUAUACCUGUGAUCUUCAGCCACCAAGUAUGUGCUGCUGCUGACUUCCAAGCCCUUCUAACAUUUAAGCAAUAAUUCUAAAACUGAGCCAUCUAAACCCUGAUCUUGCUUUUUGUGUGUUGCUGCUGCUGCUGCUGCUUCUGCUUUUGCCUUGAAAAAAAAACCUUGGACGCUCCAAAGGACAGGAGACAAAUAGACUUUAGAAGAAAAAGCAAGUAAUCCAUUAUGAAUUUUAAGCUAAGACUACGGAUCGUUCUGUUGUUCCCUGUGUACUUCUUAAUUAAUGUGUACAGUGCCCUUGCAUUCAUACCAUGGUAUUUUCUUACCAAUGCGAAGAAGAAAAAAGCUAUGGCAAAGCGCUUAAAAGCUAAGCCCAUCUUGGACAAGCCUGGAAGCCCCUACCGAGCCAUUUCACAUUUUGAGUCAUUAGCCACCAUAGACUUUCCUGGAGCAGAUACUCUGGAUAAAUUGUUUGACCAUGCUGUAGCGAAGUUUGGGAAGAAGGAUUGUCUUGGAACAAGAGAGAUCCUGAGUGAAGAGAAUGAAAUACAGCCCCAUGGGAAAGUAUUUAAAAAGCUAAUCCUAGGAAACUAUCAAUGGCUUAACUAUGAAGAAACUAACCAGAAAGUGAACCACUUUGGCAGUGGACUAGUUGCACUUGGGCUAAAACCAAAGGUCACAGUUGCUAUAUUCUGUGAGACGAGAGCUGAAUGGAUGAUCGCAGCACAAGCCUGCUUCCGGUUUAACUUUCCUCUGGUUACAUUGUACGCAACCCUUGGGGAAGAAGCAGUCGCCUACGGACUGAAUGAAUCUGGAGCAUCGUACCUAAUCACAAGUGUAGACCUUCUAGAAAGCAAACUUAAGAAUGUACUGUCCGAAAUCCCUUGCCUCCGACAUAUCAUUUACGUGGAUAAGAGAACUAUCAAUACGGCAGACUAUCCCAAAGGAAUGGAGAUCCACAGCAUGGAAGCAGUAGAGGAAUUGGGAGUCAGACCAGAGAACUUAAACAUCCCUCCAUCUCGGCCUUCGCCGACAGACAUGGCCUUAGUAAUGUACACCAGUGGUUCCACGGGAAGGCCCAAAGGAGUGAUGAUGAUGCACAAAAACUUGAUAGCUGGAAUGACAGGACAGUGUGAGCGAAUCCCUGGACUGGGGCCCAAGGACACGUAUAUCGGCUACCUGCCUCUGGCUCAUGUAUUAGAACUGACAGCAGAAAUUUCCUGUCUUACAUAUGGCUGCAGGAUCGGAUACUCCUCCCCACUCACACUCUCCGACCAGUCAAGUAAAAUUAAGAAGGGCAGCAAAGGAGAUUGUUCUGUUCUGAAACCCACAUUGAUGGCAGCUGUUCCUGAAAUCAUGGAUCGAAUUUAUAAGAAUGUUAUGAGUAAAGUUCAAGAGAUGAAUUACAUCCAGAAGACAUUGUUCAAGAUAGGCUAUGACUAUAAAUUGGAACAAAUCAAAAGAGGAUAUGAUGCACCUCUGUGUAACUUGCUAUUGUUUAAGAAAGUGAAAGCACUGCUAGGAGGGAAUAUACGCAUGAUGCUUUCAGGAGGGGCACCCCUUUCACCACAGACACAAAGAUUCAUGAAUAUCUGUUUCUGCUGCCCUGUUGGCCAAGGUUAUGGGCUCACAGAAACCUGUGGAGCCGGGACAAUUACAGAAGUCUGUGACUACAGCACUGGAAGAGUAGGAGCACCUCUCAUCUGCUGUGAGAUUAAACUUCGAGACUGGCAAGAAGGAGGUUAUACCAGUAGAGACCAGCCAAACCCUCGGGGGGAGAUUAUAAUUGGUGGACCUAAUGUCUCCAUGGGAUACUUUAGAAACGAAGAGAAGACGGCAGAAGAUUUCCUUGUGGACGAAAGCGGUCAGCGAUGGUUUUGCACCGGAGACAUCGGCGAAUUUCACCCAGAUGGCUGCCUACAAAUCAUCGAUCGUAAGAAAGAUUUGGUGAAGUUGCAAGCAGGAGAAUAUGUAUCCCUUGGCAAAGUUGAGGCAGCUCUGAAAAACUGUCCGCUUAUAGACAAUAUCUGUGCUUAUGCCAACAGUGACCAGUCUUACGUCAUCAGUUUUGUUGUUCCCAAUCCGAAGAAACUGACUGAUCUUGCGGAACAGAAGGGUGUGGCUGGCAACUGGGCAGACAUCUGCAACAACCCGAUCAUGGAAUCAGAAGUGCUGAAAGAGAUUAAAGCGAUGGCUAAUAAAAUGAAACUGGAGAGAUUUGAAGUACCAGUCAAAGUGCGUUUAAGCCCAGACCCGUGGACUCCAGAGACUGGCCUGGUCACAGAUGCUUUCAAAUUGAAAAGGAAAGAGCUGAAGAACCAUUACCUCACUGACAUUGAGCGAAUGUAUGGAGGCAAAUAACCUCCCAAGCACCCCAUGUCUGAAGCUCCGCAGCGUUCCUUCUGUGACUGAGUAACAAGUUCUCCAGAGGUUGCCUGCGAUGAGAAUGGAGAGCUGCAGUUUUGCAAAACUGGUGAAAGAAGGAAUAGCUGUGCUGGCCUUCGUGACUACAUUUCCAAGAUGCUGUCAAAGUGACUGACCCACUGCCAUCGUUUUACCAAUCACCCCCGUGCUGACAGGCUGCGUUCACAUGAAUCCCCCUUACUGGAUAAUCCAUUGUUUCUACCUUUCUGUUUGGCCUCCUCUUAACGCAUAAGGAAUUAGAUCUUUUUUUCAUUAAAAAGGAGGGGAAAAUGCGUCUGAUUGUAAUGUAUGCACUCUGGAUGGAAAGAAUAGGCAGAACCAAGCUGGUAUCUUCCAAAAUGCUGCUGAAAAAUCUGCUAUCUCAGGUCCUUAGCUAGAAGAAAACAGCGUCUUUUAACUUGACUGUCAAUGGAGGCACUAAGAAACAGAGAGAGGAAGUGGCUCUCUUGAAAUGGUACUUUCAUGUAGCCAAAACUAGACAGACCCAAGUUGUGGGAAUGUCUUUGCACCAUAUUCAGCAGAGAUUCACUGCUAGUGAUCAGUGAAAUUUAUUAUUGCACAUUUAAUGUCACCUUAACUUCUGUCUUUACCUGACUAUCAUGCAGCUAGCCAUAGUUCAGGCUGCUACCAGACAUUUUGGCUACGUGGAAAUACUUGGGAGAGACAUCUGUGGUACUUUUGAGAGUAUUAAGGGCCCAGUUUCUCCUUUUUACUCUGCCCUGAACUGUAAACGCAGCUUUAAAAGCUGGCAUUGCUCUCCAGUAUCUUCCACCCUUCACCGAGCACUGACCGCAUCAUUCCCUUGAUUUAACUGGUCACCAGCUGCCGAAUUUAAUGUAGGGGCAAGGCAAGCCCUUUAAAUGGGAUCACCUACUCAGAGCAGGCCUGCUGACUAAGAGGGAACAAGUGCAGCUACAAGGAGAAGCAGAAGGCUGUAAUCAGCAUUCACUCGCAUCCUGUCGGUUCCCAAACACUAUCACUGCCACGAGGAGUCGUCCCCUACCCAAAAAGAUUUAAAAUCCUCUUUCAAAAGAUGAAAAGUUAGUGACGGACUUUUGCCAUCUCUUAACAUGGCUCUGGCUUGUAAUUGUAAUGCUGGCAGCCAUGAGUUUUUGGAAAUGUCCUUGCACUAGCUUACGUCUUUUGAAAUUGGUGGAGCUGAUGUCCUUUGUGGUUGCUGUCUGCAGCGACUGUACUUCUCCAGGGUGACAUUUUGGACCUCUGAAAGCUGUUCCUCCAAGCACAUCCCCAGCAGGACCUGCUGAACCCCUUUCUUUAAUGUUUUGUAUUUCACUCCAAAAGGGCAUUUCUCUUUAUCUUUUAGUACAUCCCAUAAGACAAGUCACAUGUAAAAACUGGUAAUGUCUUAUUUAUGAACUUGGUCUUCAGGCACUUUUGUUGAAUGAGCUUGUCUAAAAGGGAAGAUACUGUACUUAAAUCCUUUGUCUUUUUCUGUUUCUGAAAACGUGGAGUAAAAACUGGAAAUUCUUGGUGUGCUGAGGAGAGACAGCGCUGCAGGGCUAUUCUGAAGUUUGUGUUUUUGUGCACUGCCGUCAACAGAGCAUCAUUUAUUCCCCUUUAAAGAAAAGGUGUGCUCUGGGCUUUAUUGUGUCCAACAGCCACUCACGUUUGAGCCAGAAAUAUUGUAAGAUGUGGCAAUUUCUGAUGCUGUCCUAGUUUGCACUUUUUCUUAAUUUUUUUAUAUAUGUUGCUUUCAUUUUUGUACAGCUGUGGCCCUGGAUUGCAAUGUAUUCUACUUUGACUUGGCUCUGAAGUAUUUAUAAAAUAGAUCUAUCUUAUUCAUAAUACGUAUAUGUAUAUUAUGGUCAGAAAAAAGAAUAAUCUGUGUAUUGUUUCUAAAGAAUGAAGGGAUUUUUGUAUGAAAUCUUGUUUCAGUACACAACAGUUUUAAAUAUAACUCGGGUAAGUGUUUCUUCUAUGAAGUGUAUGUGUGAGUCUGCCAACUUUCAAAGCAACACAUCACUGACUCUGCCUAUUGUUAAAUCAAUGAGCCAUCAUUCUGGCUGUCCUUAGGGACCAAUGCUAAUUUUUAAUCCACAAGAGAUACUUUACGUACCUUCUGACCAUGCUUUUCAGCCAAAUUUGCCCACUACCAACUCAUCUGGUAGCGGUCCAAACCCAUUAAAUGCAGUCUGACUGCUGGGACCAGAAACAUGCCACUUGGUGGUUCUUCAUCCAACACAUACACUUGUUUACAUAUACAGGAAAUGCUUCCCCUACAAUUAUUGAAUUGUUAUUUUUCCCAAUGAGCUCAUGGCUGAGGCCUUUUACAUUGAAUAUGUGAUAAAAUUGCUCUCUUAUUUUGAAACA
Molecule: messenger RNA, 10075 nt
Organism: Varanus komodoensis (Komodo dragon)
Lineage: Eukaryota; Metazoa; Chordata; Lepidosauria; Squamata; Varanidae
Gene: ACSL4
Product: acyl-CoA synthetase long chain family member 4
Exons: 14
Coding region: 5546-7681 (711 amino acids)
Biological process (GO): long-chain fatty-acyl-CoA metabolic process; neuron differentiation; long-chain fatty acid metabolic process
Cellular component (GO): lipid droplet; plasma membrane; endoplasmic reticulum
Molecular function (GO): arachidonate-CoA ligase activity
Source: RefSeq, a predicted model, not a curated record